This is a messenger RNA of Pseudoliparis swirei, 1813 nucleotides long. It is a transcript of the gene kcnk6, whose product is annotated as potassium channel, subfamily K, member 6. Lineage: Eukaryota; Metazoa; Chordata; Actinopteri; Perciformes; Liparidae. The transcript has 3 exons. Gene Ontology annotation, biological process: stabilization of membrane potential; potassium ion transmembrane transport. The coding region runs from base 55 to 999 and encodes 314 amino acids. Gene Ontology annotation, molecular function: potassium ion leak channel activity. Gene Ontology annotation, cellular component: membrane. The record is from RefSeq and is a predicted model, not a curated record.
GACGGAGAGGAAAGCCCCGGUGACACAACCAACGCGACACAAACAAAACGAGCCAUGCAGUCGGUGUGCAGGUCGUGGCUGCUGCUUACCUGCUUCGUGCUGUUCUACGUCAUCUACCUGGUCUUGGGAGCGCUCGUUUUCUCCAGCGUCGAGCGGCCGGUGGAGGACAAGCUGCGGCAGGACGUGGACGCCCUGAAGCAGGAGUUCCUGAACCAGAGCUGCGUCAACGCCGCGUCGCUCGAGCGCUUUCUGCUCAAAGUGCUGACGGCCAACAAGUACGGGGUCUCCGUCCUCGGGAGCGCCUCCGUCGCCUCCAACUGGGACCUGGUGUCCUCCAUGUUCUUCGCCAACACUCUGGUCACCACCGUCGGUUACGGUUAUACCGCUCCCCUGUCGGACACGGGCAAGGCCUUCUCCAUCCUCUACGCCCUGAUCGGAGUCCCCUUCACCAUGCUGGUGCUUACCGCCUGCGUCCAGAGGAUCAUGCACCCUCUGGUCGUCGUGCCCGUCGGCCACCUGCAGCGCUGCGGCAUGCAGCCUCGCGUGGCCACCGUCGUGCACUUCCUGCUGCUGCUGGCCGUGGUGGUGCUGUGCUUCUUCGUGACGCCGGCGGCCGUCUUCAGCGCGCUGGAGCCGUCCUGGUCGUUCUUGGACGGCAUCUACUUCUGUUUCAUCUCCCUGUGCACCAUCGGACUGGGAGAUUUCGUCCCGGCGACACAGCCCCAGCAGAAUUACCGGCAGCUGUACCAGCUCUCCGUCAUCGUCUACCUGUUCGUGGGCUUGAUGAUGAUGUUCCUCCUGCUGCGCACCAUCCACAAAAUGGCCGACCUGCACGGCCUGACCAGCUUCUUGCAGCUGCCGCCCUGCGAGGUCGACCUGGACGACGACCGGAAGCCCAUCGUGGAGGACCGACACGAGGCUUUCCUCACGGAGAAAGAGGACAUGAGGCCCCUGGAGCCCGGAUCGCAGCCCUCCUACAACACCAUCAACACGAGCUGAGCUGUGGGCGGAGGCAGAGAUGAUGAGGGAAAAAGAAAAAAGCUCCACCUGACAUCCAGACUGGUGGCUGAAUCUGAAUUAUUGUCUUCAUUUGUUGCUUUUGUCUUCUUCACCCAGGUCCUUCUUUUUAUGUUUCACGUCUGCACAUCACGGGGAAAGCACCUCCACACUGUGGACCGGACCGUCCAGCCAUAUGUUAGAGCCUCGGUUGGCCUUCACCACUUGACUUCGUCUUCAUGAGCUUGAAUGAUCACCACUGCAGUGAAAUGACACAGAUCUGGAAAAGCCUAAUCGGUGACGUCAAAUGUGGACCGUUUAAAACUCGGGGUGUGUUUGGAUUUCCUGUGUAGAAGCGGCAGCUGGCCCGGGUCGGCCUUGAAGACAGAAUCCAGGGACCAGCACUGGGGUGGCCUCAGGACACGGGGCCCCUGGCCGCUCUCCUUUUUAGGGUGCUGCUACAUGGUACUAUACCUCCAGAAGACCAAGACACACCGGGUCAAAGGGUCGGAACAGGAAGCGACAAGACUGUAAAUAAUAAGUGUUUCAUUGCGGUGAGGAAGGAUUUAUUCUCGAUGCAUAAAGCACAUGUUACUUGUCAAACAUGGCACCUUAUGUGAGAUUUUUGGACGUCGGGAACACUUAAAUGCACUUUAACAUUCGCAGCAGUUAUUUUUCAUUUCUGAUUAGAAGUUGAAGUUGAAGUAGGCUUAUGUCCUGGUACUGUAAACACAAGGUAUUUAUGUUUUGUGUAGAACCAUCAGUUUCACAUGUUUUCACAUUGCACAACUGUGAAUUAAAAGAACCUUUCCUUGUA